UCGGCCCGCUGAUUGGUGCAUCCGGGAAAGGCGAAAAGGAAACGUGUUCUGAGCCGAUCCCGGAAGGGCCCUUCAGAGGUGGGCGCCGUUCUCUUUGCAAGGAGCUCUGCAGAAAUGGAUUCCGAAGCAGUUACAAAAUACUCGAAACUGCAUGCUAAACCUCUGGGACUUUUCCUCCAAUAUGGAACGGCUGGAUUCCGUUGCAAGGCAGAAAACCUCAACCAUGUCAUGUUUCGUAUGGGACUGCUAGCUGUCCUGAGGUCCAAGAAGACCAAAUCCACUAUUGGUGUGAUGGUUACAGCCUCUCAUAACCCUGAAGAAGACAAUGGCGUUAAGCUGAUUGAUCCUUCUGGAGAGAUGUUGGCCCCUACCUGAGAACAUGCUACAUUCUUGGCGAAUGCAGAAGAGCCCCAGUUACAUUGUGCCCUGACUGAGAUCUGUCAGAAGGAGACGGUGGACCUUCAGAGCAAAGCAUUUGUUGUGAUUGGUAGAGACACCCGGCCAAGCAGCAAGAAGCUUUCACAAUCAGUAAUUGAUGGUGUAUCUGUCCUUGGAGGUCAAUAUCAGGACUAUGGCUUAGUAACAACCCCACAGUUACACUAUAUGGUCCGUUGUCACAACACUCAUGGUACCUAUGGAACGCCAACAGUGGAAGGCUAUUAUCAAAAGCUGUCCAAGGCUUUUCUGGAGCUUACAACACAGGCUGCUUCCCAGACGGAUGGCCGUGGAGGACUGAAGAUCGAUUGUGCGAAUGGCAUAGGAGCCCUAAAACUCAGAGAAAUGGAACCCCACCUUCCAGAAAGCCUUACAAUACACUUGUCCAAUGAUGGGAGGGAAGGGAAGCUCAACCACAUGUGCGGGGCUGAUUUUGUCAAAGUUCAUCAGAAGCCUCCUGUAGGACUACAAAUGAAUCCUGGUGAGAGGUGCUGCUCGUUGGAUGGUGAUGCUGACCGAAUCGUUUACUACUAUGUAGACACUGCUGGCCAUUUCCAUCUUCUGGAUGGAGAUAAAAUAGCAACUCUAAUCAGCACUUUUCUUAAAGAACUUCUGAUAAAGGCCGGACAAACCUUAUCUUUUGCAGUAAUACAAACAGCGUAUGCCAAUGGGAGCUCUACUGGUUAUCUGGAACAAACCAUGAAGGUGCCUGUUCACUGUGCCAAAACAGGAGUGAAACAUUUGCAUCACAAGGCCCAGGAAUUUGAUAUUGGAAUUUAUUUUGAAGCAAACGGUCAUGGCACAGUAUUGUUUAGUAAGGCUGCAGAGGAUAAGAUAAGAUUCCAGGCAAAAGAAGAAAAAGAUAUCCAAAAAAGAGAAGCUGCAAAGAUGCUUGAAAACACAAUUGAUCUGAUAAAUCAGACGGUUGGUGACAGUUUCUCCGACAUGCUUGUGAUCGAAGCGAUCUUGGUGUUGAAGAACCUCACAAUUGCACAGUGGGAUGCUCUGUACACAGAUCUCCCAAACCGACAGCUCAAAGUGAAGGUUGCUGAUAGACGGGUCAUCAGCACGACAGAUGCUGAAAGACGAGCAAUUGCACCUCCAGGGCUGCAAGAAAAAAUCGACCAUCUGAUUCAGAAGUUUAAAUUGGCUCGGGCAUUUGUUCGUCCAUCUGGAACAGAAGACAUAGUUAGAGUCUAUGCCGAAGCUGACUCCCAGGAGAAUGCAGAUAAACUCGCCCAUGAAGUCUGCUUGGCUGUCUACCAUUUAGCUGGCGGAUUCGGGGACCCACCCAAGGCUGUUUGAUGAAGCAUCACACUUGGAUCUGAAUCAUGAAAUUCUGUCAUAUAAAAUCUUUAUUAGCUGAGACAUACUCAACAUUUAUUAUUGUAAAAAAAAAAAAAACACUAGGAGUUUUCUGCUUCCUGUCCUUGGAAAUUUCAACUUCAAAAUGCUUUUCAGAAAAUUUCAAUCAGGGCAAUCCUAGAGUUGGAUUGUAGGUUCCUAUAAUCCCUAGGCAAAAUGUGGACUGACUGGCUGAGAUUGACGGGACUUUCAGUUUAAGCCAGCUGGAAAAGCGGCUGCUGGAGUAAAUGUUGUACCAUUUUAAGAGCAGACUUCAAUUCCCACCAUAUACAACCACCAGAAAGAAAGCUACAGCAAAGAAACUUGUUUGCUGUAAGUUAUGAAGAUGUGUAGCAUUCCAAGAUCUCCCAGAGAAACAACAUUCUGUAGAAGCACUCAAAUAUUUUGGGUGCAUGUUUGAAGAUGUUUGCCAUGUCACACUUAUUUGCUUGUGAACCAGGAACCCAGCAUUGUUGGUGAAGAUAAUUUAGUAAAAAGAAAAUCUUGAUGA
Messenger RNA from Pantherophis guttatus, 2290 nucleotides. RefSeq names its product phosphoglucomutase 3 (gene PGM3). The record is from RefSeq and is a predicted model, not a curated record. Lineage: Eukaryota; Metazoa; Chordata; Lepidosauria; Squamata; Colubridae. Gene Ontology annotation, molecular function: magnesium ion binding; phosphoacetylglucosamine mutase activity. Gene Ontology annotation, biological process: UDP-N-acetylglucosamine biosynthetic process; hemopoiesis; carbohydrate metabolic process.